This is a messenger RNA of Equus caballus (horse), 1247 nucleotides long. Its product is annotated as keratin-associated protein 10-12. Lineage: Eukaryota; Metazoa; Chordata; Mammalia; Perissodactyla; Equidae. The record is from RefSeq and is a predicted model, not a curated record. Gene Ontology annotation, cellular component: keratin filament.
AGCCACAGCCCCAGGCACCAUGCACACUCACACACACACUCACACACACUCCACUCUCCUCCAGCUGCACCAAACCCACCAUGGCCGCCUCCACCCUGUCCGUCUGCUCCAGCGACCUCAGCUAUGGCAGCCGGGUUUGCCAGCCCGGUGCCUGGGACUCCUGCCCCGACUCCUCCUGGCGGGUGGACGAUGGCCCAGAGAGCUACUGCGAGCCCCCCUGCUGCGCCCCCAGCUGCUGCGCCCCGGCCUCCUGCCUGAGCCUCAUCUGCACCCCCGCCAGCUGUGUGUGCAGCCCCUGCCAGUCAGCCUGCACCAGCUCCUGCACACCCUCGUCCUGCCAGCAGUCUAGCUGCCAGGCCUCCUGCUGCGCCUCCUCCCCCUGCCAGCAGGCCUGCUGCGUGCCCGUCUCCUGCACCCCUGUCUGCUGCACCCCUGUGUGCUGUGUGCCCGUCUGCCCUGGGCCCUCCCCCUGCUCAGACACCUCGUGCUGCCAGCAGUCUAGCUGCCAGCCCUCCUGCUGCACCUCCUCCCCCUGCCAGCAGGCCUGCUGCGUGCCCGUCUGCUGCACCCCCGUCUGCUCUGGGGCCUCCCCCUGCCCAGCCCCCUCGUGCUGCCAGCCCAGCCCCUGCCCCCUGUCCUGCUGCAAACCCUCCUCCUGCGUGUCCCUCAUCUGCCGCCCCGUGUGCAGGCCCGCCUGCUGUGUGUCGGUCCCCUCCUGCUGCGGCCCCGCCUCCUGCCAGCCAAGCUGCUGCCGCCCGGCCUCCAGCGUGUCCCUGCUCUGCCGGCCUGUGUGCAAACCCUCCUCCUGCGUGUCCCUGCUCUGCCGCCCCACGUGCCGACCCUCCUCCUGCGUGUCCCUGCUCUGUCGUCCCACGUGCUCCCGUGUGGCCCGCUGCAGCCCCGCCUCGGCCCAGAAGUCCUGCUGCUGACCGGGCACGUCCCCCAGAGCCAGCCGGGCCCCAGGUCCCACCCCGUGACCGUGGUCCUCCCAGUCCCCUCAGUCCAGUCCUGACCUGUUAGGUGGCUGCCCUCACCCAGGACAGGGUCCCCGCAUGUGUCCACUGUCCUGACCUGACCUCUGCCUCCCAGGAACCCUGACGUCGCUGCUCCCCAGCUGCUGCCUCCAGGAGGCUCCUCCACCCGCCUCUGGGUCACCUGUCCUCUCCCAGGUGCUCUGCUCGGGUCACCUGUGGACUUUCAAGUGUCAGCCCCUCCUCGGCACCCAAUAAACUCCCUUCCUCACCUGA